CGACCUUGAACGCGCUGACUGGAAGCGGGCAUUCCGUAUUUCAAUUGCCGUGUGUGUGUUGGGUGCUAUGAGUAUUAAAUGUUUCCAUAUAUAAGUCAUCUUUUGAUGCAUAAUAAACACUAAAUAACUGCUAAGAGCGUUAACUGAGUAUUUUCUGUUUUGUAGUGCACACUUUAGCUCUGUCGUUCCUUCGAAACUUGAUCUGUGGUCCUAAGUGCUGUAGUGAAAGUCAACAGCUAUAUAUAAUUUGUUGAUAAGGUCCAGAAAACAACGUAAGAAAGAUAAAAUAACGUAAAAGGUUAUAGGUGCGCCUAGUUUUUGUGAGUUAAGACGAAAUGUCAACUGAAGGGUAAGUCCUAAAUAUUUGUUGUUCUUCCUUCAGUUAAUUUUUUUUCAAGGAAUAACCUUUUUUUUAAUAACUAUUGUAUGUUGUCUCUAGUGCUUCAUGCUCAAGUGAAAUUUCAGUGAACGUAAGCGACGCGUUCCAACGUAUUAUGCUGAACAAGAGAUUCGGAAGCUGGAUUGAAUUAGAUAAUGCGCUAAAGGAUUUCCAUAAAAUGACCCAUACACACUAUGUUCACGCAGAAAGUAGAUUGUUGAAGGAUGUGAGAUAUAAAUACUUGUUCGUAGUGUUUCGUUGCACGUUUGGUCGUAAACGUAAAUCAGGUCUGAAUGUGAAUAAAAAACCGUCUAAAUUUUUAAAUUGCCAAUCGAUGUUUCGCGUAAGAUUGGAGGGUCAACAAUACGUUAUAAAAUCUUACAACAUGUCUCACAACCAUCCGUGUACUAGUUCGUGGAUGGUUUGUGAUCCGUUGAGUAGACGAUUGUCAUCAGAAGAAAAAGAAAAUUUGAAACCAGUUAUAUUGCACUGUCAGUCGACGGACGAAGUUAUUGAAAGUAUUAAGGAAAGAACAGCUCAUCAACUUCUUAGGUGUUGCUGCAGAUGGAAAUUAGACAAUACACACAAUUUACAAAACAACACAGGAAUUUCAUUACCGAGACUGAGUAAAGAAUAUAUACAACUUCAACGGCUACAAAGAAUGUGCAAACAACAAAUUGUUGAGAAAUAUGGUGAACGCUUCGCGAAUCAGGUGGAGAGAAAAGUCCACAAUUUUUACUUAAGAAUUAUAAACAGCUAGACAACAGGUUUACGAUUAACAGUCCUUUGUGGCUUUAUUUUAGACCACUAUUUAUACAACUUGUAAACUUAUCUUUCCAAUUUAGUAGUCAUGAAAAAUCAAUAAACUUUUUCUCAUUU
This is a messenger RNA of Schistosoma intercalatum, 1258 nucleotides long. NCBI's taxonomy places the organism in Eukaryota, Metazoa, Platyhelminthes, Trematoda, Strigeidida, Schistosomatidae. The record is from the annotation of a GenBank genome assembly.